This is a messenger RNA of Epinephelus lanceolatus (giant grouper), 674 nucleotides long. RefSeq names its product cytochrome C oxidase assembly factor 5 (gene coa5). NCBI's taxonomy places the organism in Eukaryota, Metazoa, Chordata, Actinopteri, Perciformes, Serranidae. Gene Ontology annotation, biological process: mitochondrial respiratory chain complex IV assembly. Gene Ontology annotation, cellular component: mitochondrion. The record is from RefSeq and is a predicted model, not a curated record.
CGUCAUGCAGUUCUACAAAGAUGGCGGUUGAAACAUAACUUCGAUGUCACUGCUGAUAACCAGCCGUUUCUUGCUCUUAUGAGUUUAUGAAUGAGUGAAUAUUGUUGUUAAAGUUUAUUCUACACGAUGCCGAAGUAUUAUGAGGACAAAGAGGAAGAUACCAGAGCCUGUGCCGGUAUCAGAGAGGACUUUAAAGCCUGUCUCCUUCAACACGACUGCGUAGUAAAGGAGGGGAAGAUGCCCAGUGAGUGUUUGAAGGAAGGCCACUGCAAAGCCCUGCAGACAUCCUUCUUUGAGUGCAAGAGGUCAAUGCUGGACACAAGGUCAAGAUUCAGAGGAAGGAAAGGAUAUUGAGGAUCCCAUCUGAACGCGGAUGUUGCCGUGUGGUUGAGUGAAUACUGGAUGAGCAACUGCAAAUACUCACCGGUCAGUGUAUGAGCAGCUUCACAACCUUUCUUAAGGACAUGUGUCAAGAAAGUGUGUAAGAAGAACACACACUGACGCACAAAAGGAUUACCAACUCAUCAGCAAAAUGUAACACUGAAAAAAACGAGCUGUCACUGGCUGGAGCUUUUUCUAAAUUAAUGACUGUGUGUGCUGUGCUAUGAAAAACUAAUAACGAAUAAAAUGUAAAGAGUUUUUUUUUUUUAAUUUAAUAAAGGAACUGUCUGAAA